Messenger RNA from Coprinopsis cinerea okayama7#130, 2559 nucleotides. RefSeq names its product ankyrin repeat and death domain-containing protein 1A. Bases 1 to 2559 code for a protein of 852 amino acids. The record is from RefSeq and is a predicted model, not a curated record. The transcript is spliced from 7 exons. Gene Ontology annotation, molecular function: protein binding. Lineage: Eukaryota; Fungi; Basidiomycota; Agaricomycetes; Agaricales; Psathyrellaceae.
AUGGGAUCGGGUAUCUCAUUCCAGAAAGAUCCAGAAGGGGAUCCCCCUACAGCAACGCUCGAAGAUUCGAGUCAGAAGAGCGGACUAUCAAAAGAGGGUGUGCAGGUACCUCGAUCUGUGAACGAGGUCGACAAUAGCACUUCCUCCCAUAGGGGAGGACCCCCCGGUGUCCAAUUCACAGGUCAGGCUGUGAUGACGGGUGGCAUUGUCGCUGGAGGAAAUUUAACUGUCACCAACAACCAUUACCACGGACCCGCGUCCAACAGCGCCACGAACCAAGGGAACACGCAGAAGACCGUCAACUUCCACGCCAUUCACCUGGAGAAUGUUGAGAAGCGGACGGAUGGAACCUUGGACUGGUUUACGGAAUCCGAGGACUAUCAGGCGUGGAAAUUUGGAGGAUGUCGUAUCGUAUGGGGAACGGGAAUUCCUGGCGCCGGGAAGACAGUCCUCGCCUCGAGAAUCAUUGAUGACCUUUGCCAAUUCAAAGCUACUUCGACGAAGAAGAUUUGCGUCGUGUUUGCUUACUGUCGAUAUUCGGAGCAGUUAACGGUCAAGGACAUCCUCGAAGCGCUUAUCAAGCAAUUUAUCGCCGCAGACCCCUCCCUCACAACGCUUGCCGAAUCCCUCUAUGAAAAGCACAGGAAACAAAAGACUAGACCGACGCAGCGAGAGUUGUUGGAUCUCGUGCGGCAGAUGGAAAGUAGAUUCGACAUCGUCUUUUAUGUUAUCGAUGGCCUGGAUGAAGCACGGGUCGAGACGCAGUUCGACCUCAUCCUGGCCAUCAAUGCCCUUCGAGGCCAGUUUGCUCUAACUUCGCGGCCGCUGCAGACACUGCAAUCGGGCCUACCGACCACCAAGUUUUACUCAGUCAAAGCGCACAAGUCCGACAUUGUCCGCCUCGUGGUACAAAAGAUCAAGCGCAACCCCGGUUUCUAUAGUCUCCUUCAGCGGCACUCAUACCUCGAUGAAUUGGUUCAAAGUAUAGCAGACAAAUCCAAUGGCAUGUUUCUUCACGCUGCGCUUCAAAUCGAAUUCGUUCAACAUUGCCGCACUAUCGUGAAACUGAAGGACGUGCUACAACGUUUCCCGGCGAAGAUCGAGGAUCUCUAUGUUGAAACCAUGAAGCGCAUCAACGAGCAGGAGCAGCCAACAGCAGAUCUCGCCAACCAUGUCCUUCUCUGGCUUGUUUUCGGACAAGGGGCGCUUACCUUCCCAGACCUGCAGCACGCACUCCGUCUCACGCUUCCGGACCACGACGGCGAAGUCCACAAGCACGAUCUUCUUUCCGUGUGCUGCGGCUUGGUCACUGUGGAAGAAAAUACCAAUCUGGUGCGCUUAGUUCACUACACGGCCCAUGAGUCGCUUCCGCCUGUCCUCAAGCGAUAUCUUCAAGAACCACAUGGCUUACUCUUCAAGGCCACAACACGAAGGCUCAUCGAGUGCGGAGUCGUAGCAAACCAGAAGGGGUUCAGCCGUUGGUACUACGUCCAGGAAGGGCUUGCCCGGGAACCGCUCCUCAAAUACUCCUAUGACCACUGGGCCUACCACGCACGAGAAAGCAUGGCGAAUCCCAUAUAUGCCGAUGCAGUCCGACAAUUUGUCUGCCAAUGCACGUCGUUUCCAUCUGUGUUCGACUCUGAGCUUGCAAUCCUCUCGCCUCUUCACGUUGCGGCCCGGUACGGUUUUCACGAAAUUCUCCACGCAGUGUUGAUGGAGACGGCGGAGGGCAAUGUGACAUUGAGGACGGGCGGGGACGUUGACUUGACCGCGUUGAUGCUGGCGUCAAGGCAUGGACACGCAGAGACGGUGGACGCACUCCUGGGCUAUUCCCGGCCAUCGAGACUGAAAACAGUGUUUGGUGGUCGUGGACGACCAAGGAUCCAUGUUCCGAAAGACCACGUAAACCUUCGCGACGACGAUGGGCGGACGGCACUCAUUCACGCAGCGAGUAACGGCCGCGAGGGCACAGUUGAACGGCUCCUCGCACACAAGGACACAAAGGUCAAUAUCGGCGACAGCGAUGGAUGGACGGCACUCAUUUACGCAGCGUGGAAGGGCAGCAAGCACACAGUUGAACGGCUUCUCGCACACAAAGACACAAAGGUCAAUAUCGCCGACGACGCAGGGCGGACGGCACUCAUUCACGCAGCGUGGCAGAGCCGCGAAGGCACGGUUGAGCGGCUUCUCGCACACAAAGACACAAAGGUCAAUAUCGGCGACAGAGAUGGAUGGACGGCACUCAUUUACGCAGCAGAGGGUGGCGGCGAGGGCACAGUCGCACGGCUUCUCGCCCACCAGCGCACUGAUGUCAAUAUCACAGAUGGCAAAGGGGAUACCGCUCUCAUUGUGGCCUCAAGACGCGGUUUUCCAGAGGUCGUCCGUCUACUUCUUCAAUACAACGGGAUCGACGUCAGUCGCAAAAACAAAAAGGGUCAUACGGCACUCAUGGUAGCCCAGGAGGAAAUGAGAGAUUCGUGGAAACGGGACCGAUACGCUGAAGUAGUCAAGCUGCUCACCGAGUUCGAGCAACGAUCGGCGAGCAGUUCAAAUACAUAG